AUGGCUCCUACUGCUUCUGUUGCUGUGCAGGCCCAAGCUCCGUGGCCCGGGUCUGAUUUCCAUCGACCUACACUUGAACUAUUGCCUCUAGCCACACAAAGUCAGCUUCAUGAUAUCCGCCGACAGACAAACGAGGAAGGCCUAGUCUCUCAAAUUGCUGCUGGUCUCCGAUCUGAGGAAAAGGAGUUGCCGUCUCUACUGCUUUGGAACGGACAUGGCUUGCAGCUUUUUGAUGCUAUCCUUGACUCUGGAAAGUACUAUCCUGCCGUCAGAGAGCCAGAGUUGCUGUCCACCUGUAUGCCGAAGAUAGCACAUAGCAUAUCCUCUGGAGAAAGGGUCAUUGAGCUUGGUGCUGGAAAUAUGCGCAAAACGGCGCUUCUUCUUCGGACCCUGGAAAUGCAACACAAACAUGUGGAUUAUUUUGCAUUGGACGUUAGCCGCUCCUCACUCCGGUCCAGCAUCCGUGAGCUGGUAGGGCUAUUUCCCUGGAACCCGAAGACCAAGAUCCAUGGUCUACUGGGGACGUACGAGGACUGUAUUUCCUGGCUACACAGUCAGAAUGACCAGAAGAGCCCAGUGACACUAUUAUGGCUCGGUAACAGCAUUGCCAACUUUACACCCAGCGAGGCAUCGAACCUCAUUGAGCGCUUUUUCCGCGCCGGUCAAGCAUCCACAGUGCCUGUCCAGAUGAUUGCCGGUAUCGACGGCUGUCAAAGACAAGAUGAGAUUGUCGAGUCCUAUGAAAAUGAAAAGUCACGCAAUUUCAUCCUGAACGGACUGGAUUUCGCAAACAACCUGCUGGGCACAAAGACAUUUUUGACCCAAGACUGGGACUUUUGUGGUCAAUGGAAUGUGAAGGAGUGGAUGCAUGAAAGCUUCUACGUUGCUCGACGCGACCUUUGCCUCAAUAUUGAGGAAGAACAAUUCCGCAUCAGAUCCGGGGAGCGAGUGCGUGCCAUUCGAAGUGGGAAAUGGCCACUUUUCAAGGUGGCAGAUAUCUGUGCCGCAGCAAACACUUCGAUCGCCGAUACUUGGAGUAAUCAAGAAGGCUCAUAUGGGGUCUACCUAAUGAAAAGCUCACUACAUUGA
Penicillium atrosanguineum is the source of this 1089-nucleotide messenger RNA. RefSeq names its product N-methyltransferase fsqC (gene fmpB). Lineage: Eukaryota; Fungi; Ascomycota; Eurotiomycetes; Eurotiales; Aspergillaceae. The transcript is spliced from 3 exons. Gene Ontology annotation, molecular function: methyltransferase activity. The coding region runs from base 1 to 1089 and encodes 362 amino acids. The record is from RefSeq and is a predicted model, not a curated record.